Messenger RNA from Syngnathus typhle (broad-nosed pipefish), 1515 nucleotides. It is a transcript of the gene hoxb5b, whose product is annotated as homeobox B5b. The coding region runs from base 172 to 1017 and encodes 281 amino acids. The transcript has 2 exons. Gene Ontology annotation, biological process: anterior/posterior pattern specification; regulation of transcription by RNA polymerase II. Gene Ontology annotation, cellular component: nucleus. Gene Ontology annotation, molecular function: DNA-binding transcription factor activity, RNA polymerase II-specific; RNA polymerase II cis-regulatory region sequence-specific DNA binding. NCBI's taxonomy places the organism in Eukaryota, Metazoa, Chordata, Actinopteri, Syngnathiformes, Syngnathidae. The record is from RefSeq and is a predicted model, not a curated record.
GUCAACAAAGGCACGUGAUUCCCGAGCGCGCUCCCAUAUUUGGCGGCAUACCUGGCAAAGUACAGUAGGGCUUCAUUGCUUAUAAUUCAUGAUUGCGUCCAUAAAUCGUGCAAGCACACAAGGAUUAUAGCGACAAAGAUCUACAAAUCGAGGCUUUAAAAAAGCAAGCAAAUGAGCUCGUACUUUGUAAACUCGUUCUCAGGGCGCUACCCAAAUGGCUCCGACUAUCAGUUACUAAAUUAUGGGACUAACGGCGCAGUGAGCGGCUCCUUCAGAGACCCUGGCACCAUGCACUCCGGGUCCUUCGGCUACAACUACAAUGGCAUGGACCUAACCGUGAACCGAGCCAACAGCGGCGGAGGCGCAGGCAGCGGAGGAGGAGGUGGCGGUCACUUCGGAGAGGACGCCCGGGGCUUUGGCUACCGCCAGACGCCCAAUUGCUCGCUGUCGUCCCCGGAAUCGGUGCAGCCUCCGCCGCCGUCGUGCGCCUCCGCCGGGCGGGACCUGCGGGAGGUGAAGAGCCCCUCCCCGGCGUGCGAGCGGAGCGCCACUUCGGCGGCCAACAAAAGCACCAACAACGGGGGAUUCACGGAUAUUGAAGACCCCGCCGCCACCGCCGCUGCCACCGACACCGAGGACCGCGGUUCAGGCUCGGGCGCUGCUCAACAGGCGCAGGAGCCCAGCCACGCCACCUCGUCCGCCCCCGCCGCAAACGAGUGCCACGCGCCGCAGAUCUUCCCCUGGAUGCGGAAGCUGCACAUCAGCCACGAUAUGACCGGCCCGGACGGCAAGCGCGCCCGGACCGCGUACACCCGCUACCAGACGCUGGAGCUGGAGAAGGAGUUCCACUUCAACCGCUACCUGACGCGGCGGAGGCGGAUAGAAAUCGCGCACGCGCUAUGUCUUUCCGAGAGACAGAUCAAAAUAUGGUUCCAGAACCGCAGGAUGAAAUGGAAGAAGGACAAUAAGCUGAAGAGCAUGAGCCUGGUGACGGGCGCCAGCGCUUUCCACAACUGAGCCAAGACCGUCGCACAUCCGACCCCGCCACGGCCAACCUCUGCAGCCGCUGCAAUGGAGGUGAAAGCGUUCUAAUAAUAUUCACAAUGAUCAUCAUAAUAAGAAUAAUAAAACGGAGGGUAAAAAAAAAAUACUUGUAACGCUCUGAAGCGCAGCACCUUGCAGCAUGCUAUUGUUAUAGACGACAAAAAAGUGUUCUGUGGUUCUUUUUAGUGGUAGCGUGUAGGUGUCAUGUCAUAUUGAUGUAAAUAUUAAUAUUUGUCUCUUGGACGUGAGCUCUUUCUCCAAGUGGAGUGUUUUAAGAAAAAAAGUCAUAAUAAGAAGAAAAAAAAAUAAAGCUGCUGCCAUUUGAAUGUAAACAUGGGCCCAUUGAGAAGGGUUGUUGUGCAUACUCGAAUUGUUUAGGCUGUCGGUGUGUGUGUGUGUGCGUGUGUGCGCGUAUGUGUGCGUGAUGUCAACUUUGUUUCCUUCUCGCCAACAAAGCUUUUUGUAUGUAGC